This is a messenger RNA of Serpula lacrymans var. lacrymans S7.9, 1017 nucleotides long. RefSeq lists its product as uncharacterized. The record is from RefSeq and is a predicted model, not a curated record. Bases 127 to 909 code for a protein of 260 amino acids. The transcript has 6 exons. Gene Ontology annotation, biological process: vesicle budding from membrane; late endosome to vacuole transport via multivesicular body sorting pathway. Lineage: Eukaryota; Fungi; Basidiomycota; Agaricomycetes; Boletales; Serpulaceae. Gene Ontology annotation, cellular component: multivesicular body; ESCRT III complex.
GGAUUUCGGCAUUGCCCUUAACUACUACGGACCGCCCACUGGCACUUGAACCUGAACUUAUCAUUAUUACCUUUUACGACUUCACCGGCUUCACAUUCGACGGACGUGUCGUUCCCAACGUUAGAUAUGGGAGCAAUUCAGUCAACGCCUAAAGUUACCGCACAGGAUCGUGCCAUCCUGGAUCUCAAAUUGCAAAGGGAUAAGCUGAAGCAAUACCAGAAGAAGAUACAAGUCAUCUUGGACCGUGAACAUGAAAUUGCCAAAUCUCAUCUAGCGUCAGGUCAAAAGGACCGGGCUGUCAUAGCAUUACGGAGAAGGAAAUAUCAGCAAGGACUGCUCGGGAAGACAGAUGCACAGUUAGAGAAUCUGGAACAGCUGGUGUCAACCAUAGAGUUUUCGCUGGUAGAAGUAUCAGUGCUACAUGGCCUAAAGCAAGGUAACGAAGUGCUUAAAGAAAUACAUCGGGAAAUGAAUGUCGAGAGUGUGGAGAAGCUCUUGGAAGAAACACAAGAAGCGAGGGAAUAUCAAAGGGAAAUCGGGGAACUUCUGUCAAAUCAACUAUCGCUGGACGAAGAAGAUGCUGUCCAAGCCGAAUUGAAGGAACUACAGAGUCAAGCUGUCUGUUCAUUCCGUUUCACUAAAGAGUGUAUUACUAAAUUCAUCCCGCGUUUGCUUAGGUCCCGAGCGAAGGGCCCGAAGAGCGGGUCAACCUGCCUUCAGUACCAGUCACACAGCCGGUUCCUUCAUUGCCGCAAGGCGAAGAGCGACACCGGGAGCAGGGGCGUGUUGCUAUUCCCGCAUAAAUGCCCUUAUCAUUCAUAUGUAUCUAUAGAGCUAGAACGGUUGAUUGUAAUACCAUAUGGACAUGUCGCGCUCAACGUGUGCACCUCAGUUCUCUUCCUCAAGUAGCUGUAGCUGAUGCCGGUGAAGAACUUGUGACGAAAAUAUUACCUAGGCCUCCUACGCACAUUAUGUGUAUUAUUAGUCCUGAUGGGCUCAGUGGAAAAGAAUAUGUUG